This is a messenger RNA of Balearica regulorum gibbericeps (East African grey crowned-crane), 771 nucleotides long. It is a transcript of the gene MARCHF3, whose product is annotated as membrane associated ring-CH-type finger 3. Gene Ontology annotation, biological process: protein ubiquitination. Gene Ontology annotation, molecular function: ubiquitin-protein transferase activity; zinc ion binding. NCBI's taxonomy places the organism in Eukaryota, Metazoa, Chordata, Aves, Gruiformes, Gruidae. The record is from RefSeq and is a predicted model, not a curated record.
AUGAGGAUGAGCCGCUGCAGUCAUUUGCCAGGAGUGCCGCCGGAGUACCCACGCCUGCCAGCACCUGACGGCAAGACCCUGCCCGGUGGCAGCAGUGGUGGCCCAGCCGGCAGCUGCCCGCAGUAUGUUAUGCAGGUGUCGGCCAAAGAUGGGCAGCUGCUCUCCUCCGUUGUGCGGACGCUUACCACGCAGAGCAGACCCUUUAAUGACCGUCCAAUGUGCAGGAUCUGCCAUGAAGGCAGCAGUCAGGAAGACCUGCUUUCCCCCUGCGAAUGUACAGGGACCCUGGGGACUAUUCACCGCAGCUGCCUGGAGCACUGGCUGUCGUCUUCAAACACCAGCUACUGUGAACUCUGCCACUUCAGAUUUGCAGUGGAGCGCAAACCAAAGCCAUUGGUGGAGUGGCUGAAGAACCCAGGCCCCCAGCACGAGAAACGGACUCUCUUUGGAGACAUGGUGUGCUUCUUGUUUAUCACUCCACUGGCGACCAUCUCUGGCUGGUUGUGUCUACGAGGAGCAGUGGACCAUCUGCAGUUUAGUAGUAGGCUAGAAGCUGUUGGCCUCGUUGCACUCACUGUCGCACUCUUCACUAUUUACCUCUUUUGGACCCUAGUAUCCUUUAGGUAUCACUGUAGAUUAUACAACGAAUGGCGUCGGACCAAUCAGCAUGUGAUACUCCUAAUCCCAAAGUCUGCCAACAUCCCCUCCAACCGGCAGUCCCUGCUGGGUCUGCAGUCCCUCAAAAGGAACUCAAAGGAGACAAUCGUUUAA